Molecule: messenger RNA, 477 nt
Organism: Exophiala oligosperma
Lineage: Eukaryota; Fungi; Ascomycota; Eurotiomycetes; Chaetothyriales; Herpotrichiellaceae
Exons: 1
Coding region: 100-477 (125 amino acids)
Source: RefSeq, a predicted model, not a curated record
CCGAUUUUCCAUUCCCUAAUCAAUCCACCAUUUGCCCCCAUUGACAGUUUGCUUAAAGAACAUUUCCAUAUCAACUCCACCUAAAAGAAACCCAUCAACAUGGUUCUCGGUCUAGGCAAGACACGAAGUCGCCGUCAUCCAGGCGGUACUACCGUGACGACCACCACCACAACUACUCACCACCCUGCUGGCACUGGCGCUGGCGGUGUCGCCAGAAAGCCGACUCUCAUGCAGCGUUUGAGAGGACGAACGACCCCUCGCAGCACCGCAACCACGGGCCGUGCUCCUCGUCGUACCCGACGAACGCGCGCUGCCCCCGCCACACAUCACAAGCGCAAGACCAGCAUCGGUGACAAAGUCUCGGGCGCGAUGCUCAAGCUGAAGGGCUCGGUCACUCACCGUCCUGGGGAGAAGGCCGCAGGGACGAGACGUAUGCAUGGAACCGACGGCAAGGGGAGCCGACGCCGAUUUUACUAG